Thyridium curvatum is the source of this 1086-nucleotide messenger RNA. RefSeq lists its product as uncharacterized. The record is from RefSeq and is a predicted model, not a curated record. Lineage: Eukaryota; Fungi; Ascomycota; Sordariomycetes; Thyridiales; Thyridiaceae. The coding region runs from base 1 to 1086 and encodes 361 amino acids. Gene Ontology annotation, molecular function: protein binding. The transcript has 3 exons. Gene Ontology annotation, biological process: Golgi organization. Gene Ontology annotation, cellular component: Golgi apparatus.
AUGUUCAACGCUCUCAAUCGCUUCAUAUCCCGCCUCGAUGGCGACCCGCAGGCGCAGAGGGAGUCGUCCCACGGCGCAUUUGGCUUUCAGGUCCUGCGCAACACCAACCUCCAGCUCGGCAUUGAGCCCUGGUUUGACUUUGUCGUCGGCAUCAACGGCCGCAUGAUUGACGACUCUGACCCAAGACUCUUUGCGCAAGAGGUCCGCAACUGUGCAGGCGGCUCAGUCAUGCUCGGCCUGUGGAGUGCAAAGGGCCAGCGUACACGAGCUCUGCACAUCCCCGUCCCCGCCGACAACCCAUCCCUCGGCCUGACCCUGCAGUGGACGUCCCUGUCCGCCGUCUCCAACAUCUGGCACGUGCUCGACGUCCCCGCCAACUCGCCCGCCGACGUCGCCGGCCUGCUGCCCUACAGCGACUACAUCCUCGGCACGCCCGAGGGCGUGCUGCACGGCGAGAGCGGCCUCGGCGAGCUCGUCGAGGACCACAUCGGCCGGCCCCUGCGGCUCUGGGUCUACAACAACGAGUACAACGUCACACGCGAGGUCACCAUCCAGCCGAGCCGCGACUGGGGCGGCGAGGGCGCCCUCGGCUGCGUCCUGGGCUACGGCGCGCUGCACCGCCUGCCGGCCCCGCUGAGCGAGCCCGUCGACGCGCCGGGCGAGAUGAUGUUCGACCUGGGCGACUCGGAGAAGGCGGGCAUGGCAGCGGCGGCCAGCGGUGCGUUUGAGACGGUUUCUGGGCCCGGUGCUGCGGAAGGCGGCGACCAGAGCACGUUCGUGCCGGCGGCGGCGGCCGCCGGCUCUACAGCAGACUUCUUGGUGCCGGCACAGAUGGUGGGGGCGACGCCGAUGAGUGCGCCGCCGCGCAGCAAGAAGAAGGAGCGGCGGGCGCACGGGCAGAACAGCUUGAUGGAUGACUAUCUCAAGGAGGAAGAGAAGAAGAGCAGGGAGCUAGACAAUGCGCCCGACAGGAGUCGGACGCCGGUUGGACCGCCGCCGAAAGCGGGUGCUGGGCCGCCGAAGGGCGGACCGCCACCACCGAAGGCAAGCACGCCGACACCAGCCGAGGGCGAGAAUGGGGAUUAG